UCAAAGCUGACCUUUCCUUUCCUCGGUAAAGUUCGCAUGGUUUUGCGCCUAGCACAUCUAGAACAGGUAGCUGACCGGAUUUCCCUGCGAGGACCCAGAAGCAUGCACUGUCCCAUCCAAAAGGCAGAAGCGGUGGAGGGAGCUCAGUUGAUGCACGUCGUCUGGCAUGACGGUGCAGAGUCUCUCUACCCCGCUGUGUGGCUGAGAGACAACUGCCAGUGUCCCGAUUGCUACCUGGAUUCCGCAAAAGCACGGAAACUUCUCAUCGAAGCUCUUGAUGUGAACAUUAGUAUUAAAGGCUUGACGUUUGACAGAGAAAAGGUUUAUAUCACGUGGCCAAAUGAACAUUACAGUGAAUUUGAAGCUGACUGGCUGAAGAAAAGAUGCUUUUCACAACAGGCCAGAGAAAAACUCCGAAGAGAAUUAUUUUUGCCAGAAUGUCAGUACUGGGGUUCAGAGCUCCGGCUGCCUACACUGGAUUUUGAAGAUGUUUUAAAAGAUGAUGAACAUGCAUACAAGUGGCUCUCCAGCCUCAAGAAAGUAGGCAUAGUACGACUCACAGGAGCAUCUGACAAACGGGGAGAAGUUUUAAAACUUGGGAAAAGGAUUGGUUUCCUUUACCUUACAUUUUAUGGACACACUUGGCAAGUGCAGGACAAAAUUGACGCAAACAAUGUGGCUUACACAACCGGGAAGCUAAGCUUUCACACUGAUUAUCCAGCUCUCCAUCAUCCACCUGGGGUUCAGCUUCUGCACUGCAUAAAACAAACAGUCACUGGGGGUGAUUCAGAAAUUGUGGAUGGGUUUAAUGUAUGCAGAAAACUCAAGGAAAAAAACCCUCGAGCAUUCCAGAUUUUGUCCUCCACUUUUGUGGACUUUACAGACAUUGGAGUGGAUUACUGUGAUUUCUCUGUACAAUCCAAACACAAGAUUAUAGAAUUAGAUGAUAAAGGCCAAGUGAUCCGCAUCAACUUCAAUAAUGCAACCAGAGACACCGUAUUUGAUGUACCCAUUGAAAGAGUUCAGCCUUUUUAUGCUGCUCUGAAGGAGUUUGUUGACCUCAUGAACUGUAAAGAAUCCAAGUUUACUUUCAAGAUGAAUCCAGGUGAUGUGAUUACUUUUGAUAACUGGCGCUUACUUCAUGGCCGGCGUAGCUAUGAAGCAGGAACUGAGAUAUCCCGCCAUCUGGAAGGAGCUUAUGCUGACUGGGAUGUAGUCAUGUCAAGGCUGCGUAUCUUAAGGCAGAGUAUCCAGAACAAAAACUGAAUCUCCGGUCUAUAACUUCAGUAGGAUUCCAAUGAGUAUAUUUUAUAAAAUACGGCAAGGUUGUCUUCACAGACUGUGACCUAUGUUAUUUACAUAUUAAUUUCGUUCAUGAGCAUGCCCUCUUUCUCAGAAAGGUUUUCCUUUCCUCAUAAUCACAUACAAAGCCAACAGUUUAGAUGUUUCUGCAGUGUUCUUUCCUUUCCAAAUAAAGCAUUUCUUCUGCUCUAUUGCAUGUAUGAUCUAAUUUCUUUUGCUUGUCAAUGACAGACUCCAGAAUGCCUACAAAUAGUUUUGUAUCAAAUAAGACAUUUUCAAAUAAAGCUCUUUUUAAAUAAAGCUUGUGUUUUGAAUAAAGCUUGUGUUUCAAAUAAAACUUGUCUUGAAUAGAACAUA
Suricata suricatta (meerkat) is the source of this 1659-nucleotide messenger RNA. It is a transcript of the gene BBOX1, whose product is annotated as gamma-butyrobetaine hydroxylase 1. Gene Ontology annotation, cellular component: mitochondrion. Gene Ontology annotation, molecular function: gamma-butyrobetaine dioxygenase activity; iron ion binding. The record is from RefSeq and is a predicted model, not a curated record. The coding region runs from base 37 to 1266 and encodes 409 amino acids. Lineage: Eukaryota; Metazoa; Chordata; Mammalia; Carnivora; Herpestidae. Gene Ontology annotation, biological process: carnitine biosynthetic process. The transcript is spliced from 8 exons.